Messenger RNA from Suillus paluster, 1017 nucleotides. RefSeq lists its product as uncharacterized. The coding region runs from base 1 to 1017 and encodes 338 amino acids. NCBI's taxonomy places the organism in Eukaryota, Fungi, Basidiomycota, Agaricomycetes, Boletales, Suillaceae. The transcript is spliced from 7 exons. The record is from RefSeq and is a predicted model, not a curated record.
AUGGAUGUUUCUUCCACUUCCGAUGAUGAAAUAACCCUCUUGUGCACUUGGGCCCUGACUGUCACUCAUGUGGCAUGUGAAUAUACCGAACAGAAAUUCAAUGCAGAGAAGACAGGAGGAGACCAAGUUAUACCUUCUCCGAACCUAGACACUGAUCUGGUGAUGGCUUGUGAUCGAUUGGUUGAUCAGCUCAUAAAGGCAUAUAAAAAUCCCAAGGCGAGAUUGCUCGAGAGGUGUCCUCCUGGCCAUGAGGGCACAAAGUUGAUCGACAUACCCGCAACAAUUCUUGAUGCAUCCAGUGCCAUCAUCGCAUGGUACCUCCCGGACACCCUGACCGAUGCCACCCAGAAGGAAAUUUGGGCAGCCUUGGAUUUGCUCGCUCCGAUACUCGAAAAAAGCGUAAAGCUUGAUGGGAAUUGGCGUACUAAUCAAAAGUGGUUCACACCAAGGUCGCAAAAUGAUGUCCUAACUCCCGGAUGCAUUAAUUUAUCUCUGGCGUGGUUUCAGCAGGGGCACAAGAAUCAGGUAGACCCAGCGGUUUCUGCAUCAUUGAAUGGAGCAUCCUUGGAGGAUAUCCUGAAGGCCAUUGCGAGGCCAGCAGCCAUUGCAACAGCGGCACUCAGGGUUAUGCAUCCUGAGCAGUACUGGGCAGGGUUGCGAGCCUUUGCGAGCCUAGAAGAAAAAGCACAAAGCAAGGAACUGCUGAAGAUGUCAGAGACUCUCCAGUACUGGGCAACUGUGUUUAACAGCCUCUCUGUCAUUUGCAAUCAGGAAACCCCGAAUCAUCGAGACCAUUCAUCGAUUCCCGAAUGCUUUGAUAUUCUCACUAGGGUGGGGAAUUAUUCUAAUGCUCGGAUGAGUAUGCCAAGCCUUCAGCUGGAGUUCAGGAAGGAUUGUCAGACACGGGGUUCAUGCAGUGGAAGGGGAUCGGAUUGCCUGGGCAUGGAUUCUGUUGUGUGGAUGGGCAAGGUUGGAUUGGAAGAAGUAGAAAAGAUAUCAGGCACUCCAUACUUGUAA